Myodes glareolus (Bank vole) is the source of this 1206-nucleotide messenger RNA. The record is from RefSeq and is a predicted model, not a curated record. NCBI's taxonomy places the organism in Eukaryota, Metazoa, Chordata, Mammalia, Rodentia, Cricetidae.
CCUUAGAACCUCGGGCGGCGGCGGCAACCACAGGUACUGCGCAGAUCACCGCGUCCUACCUGUCUGGGCAUCUCAAUCCCGACCCAGAGAACUGAAAUUUUCAAAGUGCGCCUAACUCUGAACAUCCAGGCUCCGGCACUCGAGAGCCGAGUCCUGGGGUCACCUGAAUCUUAGGACGACGUGAUCCGGGAGCCGCAGACUCAGGGCACCGAGGGCUGCCGGGGAGGCAGUGAGGUCCUGGAAACCUCUGGAGCGGAAGACUUGGAGACCUCGGAGCCAGAGAGCCAAGUCCCCCAAGUACCAGUUGAACAGGACACAGAAAGCCCGGACGGACGUUCUGUAGCUGGGCCGCCUGGCAUUCGGAUAACGGAGGUCCUGGGGCAGUGCCCCUCUUUCUGCUCGAAGGCCUCCCGGUGUGUUUUCCACCGAAGCCGGCAUCUAACCCGGCGCCUGCGGAACUACUGAUGGAGACGCCCAUCCAGCGCGAAAUCCGCCGCAGCUGCGAGCGCGAGGAGAGCCUGCGCCGGAGUCGGGGUCUGAGUCCCGGCCGUGCGGGCGAGGAACUCAUCGAGUUGCGUGUGCGACCGGUGCUCAGCCGGCCCGGUCCCGGCCCCGCUGCGGCGGAGGAUGGCGGGGGGUUGCAGCGGCGGCCGGAGGCGGGAGGCCGGCUGCACCCCGCUAUGCAGGACGGCUGCGCGCUGCUGGGGCACCCGCCGCCUCUGGUUUCCCCGUCGCUACUGGAGCAAGAGGUGCGCCAGGUGCGCGAGCGCGAGCGGGAGCUGCAGUUGCAGCGGCGCAGUAUCUACGGGGCCGCUGAGGUCCGGGAGCCAGCGCCGAGCCUCACCCCGAGCAGGGGAGACGGAAAGUUGGCGGUGAUCUGGCCCCCGCGGAGAACGGCCUCGGAGAACGGCCUGGAGAAGGAGCGCAGACCCUGAGGUCUGCGAAGGCUGGGACACAUGGCCAGAAGUGACGUCCCCAAUAAAGAGCCAGGGUAGAGUUACCCUCCGGAUCAGCAGAAGUCCUGGAGAGGAAGGGGCCAGCUCUCUUCAAUGGCAACUUGAAAUCCUGCACAUUCUUGAUGCUGACUAUGAAAUUAACCACCUUUCUCCAUUAAAAUUGUUUAGUCUUCACUGGAAAACUAACAACCACCCGCUAAACCUGUGAGUGAAACACAAAAUAAAGUUUCCCCCACUCCCUCCUUUCUUA